AGAAUGGUAUAAAUGAAUAUUUUUAACUGUGAAACUAAGAAACUAUUUAAUAAUCUAUAAUACUGAUAAUACUAAAAAGGUGUUUGAAAUUUUUUUUGUUAAUCCACGAAAAAAGAGAUAGAUUUACUGUUUUAAACAGUUUGCGGAGAAAAAGUAUUUAGCAACAGCUAGUUAUAUAACCACCAGAUAUUAAUUAAUUUAUUGAUACAAAAGUUGUCGCAAUCAAGGAAAAAGAAAGUAAAAACCAUGGCAUCUUUAACGCGCAUGCGUUUGAUAAAUAGUAGGGGGAUCCUGCAAGAGGAAAUAUUCGAUAUUUUUUACCGAAGAAACUCAUCUACGACUGUUUUAAAAAAAAGAAAAAUGGGAAAACUUACUAAAGAAGAACGAGACAAUGACUUAAAACCAUUACUGACAAAUGGUUGGUCUGUGCAAGAAAAUAGGGAUGCUAUUUAUAAAGAAUUCCUAUUCAACAAUUUUAAUCAGGCCUUUGGUUUUAUGACCAGAGUUGCAUUACAGGCUGAAAAAAUGGAUCAUCAUCCUGAAUGGUUCAAUGUUUACAAUAAAGUAAACAUUACCUUAUCUUCUCAUGAUGUGAAUGGUCUAUCACCAAGGGAUAUUAAACUUGCAACUUUCAUAGACAAAGUUGCUAAAGCAGAGGGAAAGUAAAAUUUAAAUUGUAGAAUAAUUGAGCAGAUUUUAAGUUGUUUUUCAAAAAUAAUAAUUUUCGUAAAAUUAAUAUAUUAUGAAAAUUAUA
Messenger RNA from Osmia lignaria (orchard mason bee), 754 nucleotides. RefSeq names its product pterin-4a-carbinolamine dehydratase (gene Pcd). Lineage: Eukaryota; Metazoa; Arthropoda; Insecta; Hymenoptera; Megachilidae. Gene Ontology annotation, molecular function: 4-alpha-hydroxytetrahydrobiopterin dehydratase activity. Gene Ontology annotation, biological process: tetrahydrobiopterin biosynthetic process. The record is from RefSeq and is a predicted model, not a curated record.